Messenger RNA from Ostrinia furnacalis (Asian corn borer), 670 nucleotides. It is a transcript of the gene COX5A, whose product is annotated as Cytochrome c oxidase subunit 5A. Gene Ontology annotation, cellular component: respiratory chain complex IV; mitochondrial inner membrane. NCBI's taxonomy places the organism in Eukaryota, Metazoa, Arthropoda, Insecta, Lepidoptera, Crambidae. The transcript has 2 exons. Gene Ontology annotation, biological process: mitochondrial electron transport, cytochrome c to oxygen. The record is from RefSeq and is a predicted model, not a curated record. The coding region runs from base 89 to 547 and encodes 152 amino acids.
UGGUAACUGGCAUAGAAUAUUAUUGUCUAUGGUUUAGUGCAGCCAUUUGUGAGCUCUGCCAAAGUUCCUGUGAAAACGUCUGAUCAAAAUGUUGAAAUCAGCUACUGGCACAUUAGCCAAUGUCCUGAAAAGGUCCUUGGUCCCAGCAGUGAGGGUCAGUGCAGUGGUUCCUGCUAGGAGGGCGCAUGGUGCCCCAGUGGAGUCUGAUGAAGAAUUCGAUUGCAGAUAUGAAGCAUUCUUCAACAGAAAAGACAUUGAUGGCUGGGAGAUCCGCAAGGGAAUGAAUGACCUCUGUGGUAUGGAUCUGGUGCCCGACCCAAAAAUCAUCAAAGCUGCUCUGCAUGCCUGCAGGCGGGUGAACGACUAUGCGCUGGCUGUCAGGUUCAUCGAGGCUUGCAAGGACAAGUGCGGGCCCAAAGUUAACGAAAUCUACCCAUACAUUAUCCAGGAAAUCAAACCCACACUAACUGAACUCGGCAUUGAGACUCCAGAGGAACUUGGUUAUGACAAACCAGAAUUAGCUUUAGAAAACGUUUAUGAUAUGUAAGGUUGUCAAAAUAAGCUGUAGAAAAUUUGUAUAAUAGUUUUGUUGUCGACUUUUAUUUUACACAUAAUUGUGAGAAGACGUGUCUUCAAACUCAAGUAUUCUUGGUCCACCAUUUAAAUCGAC